Molecule: messenger RNA, 810 nt
Organism: Striga asiatica
Lineage: Eukaryota; Viridiplantae; Streptophyta; Magnoliopsida; Lamiales; Orobanchaceae
Source: the annotation of a GenBank genome assembly
AUGGAUCCACCUCGAGCGGCGUCAGUAUCUGGUGGCAUUUUCCUUUGGAAAUUAAGGGUUUUCCGUGCAGCGGUCCUCAUAAGGAUACCUAUGUUGACUGGUGGGGAAUUUAAAUUGAAACACAUUGACGAGUCGUGCGAAGGAACUGUAACAAUUGUCUCUCUUCUUAUGCUAAUAGAAGAACGAGAUGCUCUAAGAAUGCCCGAGAAAUAUGCUUAUGUGUUGAGUCAUAAUGCUCUCCUGAUCGGCAUUCGCCAUCCAAACCUCUCGUUCACGCCUGAGGAUCGAGAUCCAAUUCUUGAGGCACAGCCUCGGGAUCCCGACAUCCGCGCACACCUGCGCCACUUCCUCCGGAGAGUAAUCCCUGAACAUUUUAAAAUUUUUGCUUUCAACGAUGUCCCUCAGCAUCUCCUUCUGCUCAACUGUCAUCCUUCUCCUCUGAACUACAGGCUCCUCCUCCUCCUCCUCCUCCUCCUCCACCUGCUGGUUCACCAUUCUGUGGAUCUGAGGCCCAUUAGGGGGAAGAUUGGCGAUUUCGGGCCCUGGAGCCUGCUGGGGUGGGUUUUGCUGAUGGGCCUGGGCCCGGGGUUGCAGGUCUGUGAUCUCGGCUGGCGGGGCCCGGUCAAACCGGGGGAGGGUGACCUCCACCCUCCGGUGAAAGUUGCGGUGGCAGCCACAGGCAGCACACUGCAGGAAAUCCGGGCUCCCAUUUGGGCCCUUGGGCUCAAACAGGAGACAUCCGUCGAGAAUGUAUCGUCUGAGGGGAGCCCCGUGGUUGUGCAGGCACUCCCGAUGCAUGACAACCACUAA